This is a messenger RNA of Gossypium arboreum, 558 nucleotides long. Its product is annotated as metalloendoproteinase 1-MMP-like. The transcript has a single exon. Gene Ontology annotation, cellular component: extracellular matrix. Gene Ontology annotation, biological process: collagen catabolic process; proteolysis; extracellular matrix organization. The record is from RefSeq and is a predicted model, not a curated record. The coding region runs from base 1 to 558 and encodes 185 amino acids. NCBI's taxonomy places the organism in Eukaryota, Viridiplantae, Streptophyta, Magnoliopsida, Malvales, Malvaceae. Gene Ontology annotation, molecular function: zinc ion binding; metalloendopeptidase activity.
AUGGCAGCUACAAUUUCCAAUCAGCUAUUUGGAGCAUUUCUUAUGUUCCUUGUGUUGCAACCUUUUGUGGCUAAGUCUAGACCCGUAAAAUUUGACCAUGGGCAUAAUAAUGUGAAGCAAUCCCCUGGUUGUGGUAUAACACAUGGCAAAAGUGAUGGCGUGUUUCACUUGGUUGAAAACUAUUCCUUUUUCAAUGGGGAUCCUAAAUGGGAAAACUUCCCGGUGACCUAUGGUUUCCGAUCUGGUUUUUCCCUGCCGGCGGGUUUGGAUAGUCAAGAGGUGGAAGAUGCCAUCGAUGCGGCGGUCCUAGAAUGGCAAACUGCCGUUCCUAAAUUUGCAUUUCAAAAGGUAGAACCAGGCGACGGAGCUGAUAUUAAUAUUGCGUUUGCUGAACUUAGCGGCACAAAAUAUGGUUUUGCCUAUGCACCACCUAAUGGAUCGCUUUUCCUUGACAUAGACACCAACUGGAGCACAAGUUCUAAUCCUGGAACGCUCCAACUAGACCUGCAAUCUGGAGCCAUGCAUGAAAUAGGACAUACCCUGGGCCUUGGAUCAUAG